UUUCUCCAACAUCUGUACUUGCACUCGUCUUCCACUUCCAUUCUCUUCUGGUUGACGAAGCUCAACGUCAUGGACUCUGGCAAACAGACCACUGUCACCGACAGCCCCGGUGCUUCCGCCGCUGAUGCGGGUCUGUUUAGGUUCUUGCCUGAGAUCCAAGUCAUUGAGAUCCUUAUGGCCAUCUUCAUCUUUGUAACCAUCCACUCCCUCCGGCAAGGAAGGCGUCAGGGCCUCGUGGUGUGGCCGGUAGUCGGUAUGCUGCCGUCGCUCCUCCUCGGCAUCCGUAAGGACAUGUACGAGUGGAUCACCGGUGUGCUUGACGGCCAAGGCGGCACGUUCGUCUUCCGCGGGCCGUGGUUUACCAACCUUCAUUGCGUCCUCACCGCCGACCCUCGCAACCUGGAGCAUCUCCUCAAGGUCAAGUUCCCCAACUUCCCCAAGGGCGAGUACUUCCGCAGCACCGUCUGCGAUCUUCUUGGCGACGGCAUCUUCAGCGCCGACGACGAGACCUGGCGCAGGCAGCGGAAGACCGCGAGCCUCGAGUUCCACUCGGCGGAGUUCCGGUCCAUGACGGCGCAGUCCCUCGUCGAGCUCGUCCACUCGAGGCUCCUCCCGGUGCUCGCCGUGGCCGAAGCCCAGCGCGCGCCGAUCGACCUCCAGGACGUGCUCCUGAGGCUCACGUUCGACAACGUGUGCAUGAUAGCCUUCGGGACCGACCCGGGCUGCUUGCGCCCGGGGCUACCGGAGAUACCAUUUGCCAAGGCCUUCGAGGACGCGACCGAGGCAACUAUCAUCCGGUUCAUCACGCCUACGGCCAUAUGGAAGGCGCUGCGCUACUUCGACCUCGGGAGCGAGAGAUGGCUCAGAAGGUCCAUCGCUGUCGUCGACGAGUUCGCCUACGAGGUGAUCCGGACCAGGAGGGAGGAGCUCUCGUCCGGGGAGCAGACGAGGACGGCGAGAUCUGACCUGCUGACGGUGUUCACGAAGCUAAGAGACGAAGACGGGACGCCCUACUCCGACAAGUUCCUGAGGGACGUGUGUGUGAACUUGAUACUCGCCGGCCGCGACACCUCGUCGGUGGCGUUGGCCUGGUUCUUCUGGCUGCUGAACCGGCACCCGGAAGUCGAGGAGAGGAUUCUUGGGGAGAUAAGGAAGAUAACAGAUGAGAGAGGAGGAGAUGAAGAUGGUGAGCUAGUGUUCAAGCCAGAGGAGGUGAAGAGAUUGGAGUAUCUGCAUGCAGCACUAUCGGAGGCUCUAAGGUUGUAUCCUUCAGUACCAGUGGACCACAAGGAGGUUGUGGAGGAUGAUGUGUUUCCUGAUGGCACUGUGCUCAAGAAAGGAACAAAGGUUAUCUACGCCAUAUUCUCCAUGGGAAGAAUGGAAAGCAUAUGGGGAAAGGACUGCAGGGACUACAAACCGGAGCGGUGGCUCAAGGAUGGGCGAUUCAUGAGCGAGUCCGCGUACAAGUUCACGGCCUUCAAUGGCGGACCAAGACUGUGCCUGGGGAAGGACUUCGCCUACUACCAGAUGAAGUUCGUCGCUGCCUCGAUACUCCAUCGUUAUCAUGUGAAGGUCAUGGAGAAUCACCCGGUGGUGCCGAAGAUGGCGCUCACCAUGUACAUGAAGUACGGACUGAAGAUCACGCUCUGCGCAAGAGAUGGAACGAAGGUUGUGGGGAAGUAGAAAAGCUAGUAGGGUUUGAACCAAUAAUCCCUGCUGGUUACACCCUGCAGAGAGAUGAACCAGAAGCUUAUCAAGAAGUAGAAAAUAUAGGGUUUGAAGGAAUAAUUCCUACUGGACUGGUUUGCUGCAUUGUAAUUGACUGUACCAGAGGAAGACACAAGUGUCUGUGCGAACAUUACAAGUGAAAACAUUGUACUGUAAUAGGAUUUGCGAGUUCCUACCGAUCCAGAUCUUGAACUCAAUACAUAUUUCUCGCAUA
Molecule: messenger RNA, 1942 nt
Organism: Musa acuminata subsp. malaccensis (wild Malaysian banana)
Lineage: Eukaryota; Viridiplantae; Streptophyta; Magnoliopsida; Zingiberales; Musaceae
Product: cytochrome P450 86B1
Molecular function (GO): heme binding; oxidoreductase activity, acting on paired donors, with incorporation or reduction of molecular oxygen; monooxygenase activity
Source: RefSeq, a predicted model, not a curated record